Messenger RNA from Etheostoma spectabile (orangethroat darter), 8102 nucleotides. RefSeq names its product patched 1 (gene ptch1). Gene Ontology annotation, molecular function: hedgehog receptor activity; hedgehog family protein binding; smoothened binding. The transcript is spliced from 24 exons. Bases 739 to 5433 code for a protein of 1564 amino acids. Lineage: Eukaryota; Metazoa; Chordata; Actinopteri; Perciformes; Percidae. Gene Ontology annotation, biological process: negative regulation of smoothened signaling pathway. Gene Ontology annotation, cellular component: plasma membrane. The record is from RefSeq and is a predicted model, not a curated record.
CUCAGACCCUGCAGCUUGCCUCAGACUCCGGCUCCUCUCUUGGAAAUGCUUCCGUUUUUAGCGACAGGGCGCUGUGUGGAGACCCAAAACACUGGACGCACCAGGCGGGUUUGGCUCUCAGCAAGCCUCCCCUGAAGUUGGAGAUGCACACACAAGAGGUCUCCCCGCCUGGGUGGUCUCCCUACUUUAGUGAGCUGUUGCUAAGCAGCUAAUAAUAGUCGUGUUUGCUGAGUAAUUUUUGCCCUUCUGGAACCAAUCAGAUGCGAGAAAGUCCUGCAAUCUGACAGCCCCAGAGGCGGGAUCUCGAGUCUUUUUUUUUUUUUUUCUUUCCACCCCUCCUCCUCCUCCUCCUCCUCCUCUGCCUCCAAAUGGAGAGAGGUCUUUUUCCCCUCUUCUAUUGAAUCUCAGAGCUGGCCGUGACGCGCGGCCCAUGGGAAGACCACAUCAGAUCUCAUCAGAAUGCUUGUGUAUGGGAAUCCCUUUGCGGACCUCGCAUUUUGAGAGAAACUUUACUUUUUUAAGAGACACGGUGAAUGCGGUGAAAGCGGUGGAGACCUCCGGAUCGCGAAAUGUUGGGAUGGAAGGCGCAGACUUUGACUCGCCGUCUCCAACAGGAGUAUGAAGUCCUACUUCACGGGUGUGAGAUCUCCGAGAGUGAAACUUUGUUGCCUUGGGAUAUCGCUACACGCUUUCGGGGAAAUAGUAUAAAGUGGGAAACGGUCUCGCAGUCCGGGCAACAUGGCCUCGGCUGCUAAUGCGCCCUCCGAGCAGGAAAACAGAGACCCCGAUCGGCCGAGGAUAACGCGGAGGAACAGGGGGGACUAUACCCGCAACACACCGCUGGAUUUGGAGUAUUUGCAGCGGCCGAGUUACUGCGAUGCGGGCUUUGCUUUGGAGCAAAUAACCGAGGGGAAGGCAACUGGGAGGAAAGCACCUCUAUGGCUGAGAGCGAAGUUCCAGAGACUUUUAUUUAGGCUGGGCUGUUACAUACAAAAGAACUGCGGAAAGUUUUUGGUUGUGGGCCUCAUGAUUUUCGGAGCUUUUGCUGUGGGCCUAAGGGCAGCUAAUUUGGAGACGGACGUGGAGAAACUCUGGGUAGAAGUUGGUGGGCGUGUGAACCAGGAACUGAAGUACACGCGGCAGAAUAUCGGUGAGGAGGCCAUGUUUAACCCUCAGCUUAUGAUCCAGACGCCGCGGGAGGACGGGGCCAAUGUUUUAACGGUGGAUGCGCUCCUGCAGCACCUGGAGUCAGCUAUCCGUGCUAGCAGAGUUCAUGUGUACCUUUAUAACAGACAAUGGAAAUUAGAAAACCUAUGCUACAAAUCAGGAGAAAUAGUCACAGAAACCCCUUUGAUGGAUCAGAUCAUAGAAAAGCUACAUCCCUGCCUCAUUAUCACCCCUUUGGACUGUUUCUGGGAGGGAGCCAAGCUUCAGUCUGGAAUGGUCUAUCUCCCAGGUAAAGAACCACUGCAGUGGACCAACUUUGACCCUAAGGAGUUCCUUGAGGACUUGCGACGGGCGAACAUUCACGUGGAAGGCUUUGAGGAAAUGUUGGAAAAAGCCGAUGUUGGACACGGCUACAUGGAUAGACCUUGUCUGAACCCUGCUGACCCUGACUGCCCCCUUACUGCGCCCAACAAGAACUCAACUAAGCAAAUCGACGUGGCGCGGGCCUUGAGUGGUGGCUGCCAUGGUAUGUCCAGGAAGUACAUGCACUGGCAGGAGGAACUGAUCGUAGGAGGGACCACCAAGAACGGCAGCGGACCCCUGCUCAGUGCCCAGGCCUUACAGACCAUGUUCCAGCUGAUGACUCCCAAGCAGAUGUUUGAGCACUUUCGAGACUACGACGAGGUUUCCCACAUCAACUGGAAUGAAGAAAAGGCUGCAGCUAUACUGGAAGCCUGGCAGAGGAGAUACUCUGAGGCGGUGCUGCAGAGUGUGGCAGCAAAUUCCUCUCAGAAGGUCUUGUCUUUUACCACCACCACUCUAGAAGAUAUUCUCAAGUCUUUCUCGGACAUCAGCGUCAUCCGUGUGGCCAGUGGAUACCUGCUGAUGCUGGCCUAUGCGUGUCUGACAAUGCUGCGGUGGGACUGUGCCAAGUCUCAGGGGGCUGUGGGGCUGGCGGGUGUCCUCCUGGUGACACUGUCUGUGGCAGCUGGCCUGGGCCUCUGCUCUCUCCUGGGCAUCUCCUUCAAUGCUGCCACCACACAGGUGCUACCCUUCUUAGCUCUGGGUGUUGGAGUGGAUGACGUCUUCCUCCUUGCUCAUGCCUUCAGUGAGACCGGACAGAAUAAGAGGAUCCCAUUCGAGGACCGUACGGGGGAGUGUCUGAAGAGGACAGGGGCCAGCGUGGCUCUCACCUCCAUCAGUAACGUCACAGCAUUCUUCAUGGCAGCCCUCAUCCCCAUCCCAGCACUCAGAGCCUUUUCACUACAGGCUGCGGUGGUGGUGGUGUUUAACUUUGCCAUGGUGUUGCUUAUCUUCCCCGCCAUCCUCAGCAUGGACCUCUACCGACGAGAAGACAGACGUUUUGACAUUUUCUGCUGCUUCUACAGCCCGUGUGCCAAUCGUGUGAUCCAGAUUGAGCCUCAUGCAUACCUGGAUGGGGCGGACGGAAGUCGCUACAGCCCUCCACCUUCCUAUCGUACCCCUCCACCUUCUUAUCAGACGCCUCCCCCGAGCUACAGCAGCCCCCCUCCUUCCUACAGCAGCCAUGGCUUUGCCCAACAGACCCAAAUCACCAUGCAGUCCACGGUGCAGCUCAGGACAGAGUAUGACCCCCGGACUCAGGCCUUCUACACCACGGCCGAGCCCAGAUCUCAGAUCUCUGUGCAGCCCAUGAACCCAGCUCCAACUAGGAGCAAUCCUAACAACGACUAUUACAGCAGCAACACAAGCGGUAGCAGGAGCAGCAGCAGCAAUCAUGGCAAUCUCAACAACAACAACAGCGGGAGCCGAAGCAAUGGGGGAUCUCGAGGUUCUGCCACCUUCUCCCAUCACCAUCCUGCACCUCCUCCUGCUGCCCCGACUUCCAGUGCUGGCUCGGUUCCUCAGUGUGAUGCGGUCUCAUCGACUGGCCAGGGCCAGGAGAACAACAGCUCCACACGGGACCUGUUGUCCCAGUACGGAGAAGGCUCGCUGGGCCUGCGCUGCCUCGAGCCUCCCUGCUCCCGCUGGACCUUGUCCUCUUUUGCUGAGAGACACUAUGCUCCAUUCCUUCUGCAACCCACCACCAAGGUGGUUGUGAUUGUGCUGUUCCUCUGCCUGCUGGGGGUCAGUCUAUACGGGACCACCCAGGUGAGGGAUGGCCUGGAGCUGACAGACAUCGUGCCCAGAGACACCAGCGAGUAUGACUUCAUCGGUGCCCAGUUCAAGUUCUUCUCCUUCUACAACAUGUACGUGGUGACGCAGCGGGCUGAUUACGCCCAGAAACAGCUUCUGCUGCACCAGCUCCACCAGAGGUUCAACACUGUUCGCUACGUGCUGAAGGAGGACAACGGACAGCUGCCCCGCAUGUGGCUUAACUACUUCCGGGACUGGCUGCAAGGUCUCCAGCAGGCUUUUGACAAGGAUUGGGAGGCCGGCCGCAUCACCCUCAACAGCUACAAGAAUGGCUCUGAUGAUGGCGUCCUGGCAUACAAGCUUUUGGUGCAGACGGGACGCAGGGACAAGGCCAUCAAUUUUAACCUGCUGACUCGUCAGAGGCUUGUGGAUGCAGAUGGGAUCAUCAACCCUGGGGCUUUCUACAUCUAUCUUACCGCCUGGGUCAGCAAUGAUCCCGUGGCGUACGCCGCCUCGCAGGCCAACAUUCGCCCCCACCCCCCUGAGUGGCUCCAUGACCGUACUGACUCCAUGCCUGAGACACGCCUCAGCAUCCCAGCUGCUGAGCCCAUCGAAUACGCACAGUUCCCCUUCUACCUCAACGGGCUCCGGGAGACACCACAGUUCGUGGAGGCCAUCGAGAGCGUGCGGGGUAUCUGCAGCAACUAUAGCCGACAAGGACUACCCUCCUACCCCAACGGCUACCCUUUCCUCUUCUGGGAACAGUAUGUUAGUCUGCGCCACUGGCUCCUGCUGUCCAUCAGUGUUGUGCUCGCCUGCACCUUUCUGGUCUGCGCCCUCUUCCUGCUCAACCCGUGGACUGCCGGCAUCAUAGUGUUGGUGCUUUCUCUAAUGACUGUGGAGCUAUUCGGCUUCAUGGGGCUGAUGGAAAUCAAGCUGAGUGCUGUCCCUGUGGUCAUCCUCAUCGCCUCUGUAGGCAUCGGAGUGGAGUUCACCGUCCAUGUAGCCCUGGCGUUCCUGACAGCCAUAGGGGAUCGUCACAAGCGGGCAGUGCUGGCGUUGGAGCACGUGUUUGCUCCAGUACUCGAUGGAGCCUUUUCCACCUUAUUAGGCGUCCUAAUGCUCGCUGGCUCUGAGUUUGACUUUAUCGUCAGGUAUUUCUUUGCCGUGUUGGCCAUCCUAACAGUUCUUGGAGUACUGAAUGGACUCGUCCUUCUUCCAGUAUUACUGUCAUACAUUGGGCCCUAUCCAGAGGUGUCUCCAGUCGACGGUCGUAGCAGGUUACCCACCCCGUCCCCAGAAGCCCCUCACGUGGUCCACUUCUCAGUUCGUCCUCACCACACCACCAUGGCCACCACCACCUCUGGUGCAGCUUCUGACUCGUCCGACACGGAGUACAGCUCUAACACCACGGUGUCCGGCAUUAGCCAGGAGCUGCACAACUACAACCUGCCCUCACAAAGAGGACAAACGCGAGCAGAGGAGCAGCAGUACCACCUCCAGACCAACAGGGGCAGAACAGCCAGGACAGAUGAGGAAAGGAGAGCAGGAUCAGGGCAUAGGCGAUCAGCCAGGCCAACUGACCUUCCGGCCUAUUCUGUGUCUUUGUCCUCUCAGGGUUGUGAUUCUGGGCCCCAGCCCAGGGCCACUCAGCGUAACAGCAGCAGGGACCCCAAGAGCCAGCUGCACUGGCAGGCCCUGCCCCCAGCCCGCCCGCGCAUGGACGCUUUUGAAACUGCUACUGAGGCUGGGGGUCAUUAUGGCUCACACGGCCAUAGAGAACACUCAGCAGGCCACAGAGCCCGCCCUUCCCACAACCCACAACCCAAUCACCACGUCCCACGCCAUCACCCCAACCCCACCCCGUAUUGCCAGCCCAUCACCACGGUAACAGCAUCAGCCUCCGUCACUGUCGCCGUGCACCCGGCCCCCUUGUCCAACCAGGGCCCCCCUGCUUCCUCUUACCCAGGAUACACUGCAACAGACAGUUACUGCCAAUCAGGGGCGGAGGGGCCAGAGCCUGCCUUUCAGGACCCACAUGUGCCACUGGACACCGACGCAGGGGCCAGAGGAGUCAACGUGGAGGCUAUGGAGCUUCAAGAUUUGGAGUUUGAGGCAGCUGAGAGUAACAGUGGCAGACGGGCAAGCUGAGUUGUGGAGAACGGACGUACAACAGCCAAAGAUGGACUCCUCUGUGUUACCAACCAGCUGACCUGGCCUGGCACAGCCCAGCCCAGCAUGGCUCAGCCCGACUCGCCCACGGCCCCAAGCAGCGAGAAACUCGUCAGUGUUGCCGUUAUGGUGCUCAUUCUUACUGUAACCCAGUGGACUAUUGUCUUAGAUAUUUCUAUCUAUAUUUAAAAGAUGUAUACAUAUGUAAAUAUGAACAAAAAGUAGCUAUAAUUUUAGGAGCUGUAGAACUCCUCAUGUCAACAGACUGAGGCUGCCAUUUUAUAUGGUUUAUGUGUGUGUGUGUGUGUGUGUGUGUGUGUGUGUGUGUGUGUGUGUGUGUGUGUGUGUGUGUGUGUGUGUGUGUGUGUGCGUAUGAGAGAUAGAUCUCUGAUUACUGUUCACUCAUCUGUGGAUCUGUGCCAUUACGAAGCUUCAUCUAGACAAAAAAUACCUGUCAGCAUUCACUGUGGCUGCUCAAAAAUAUUUUUUUUUUUUUAAAUAAUAUACAUUUAUAACUCUAUGCAAAUGUCUCUUUAAACAAAAGAAGUGAUCUGUCUAUGUGUGUGCGCGUAUGUGUGUGCUUGCAUGUGUGUGCGUAUGCUACCCGCGUGUAAACAACCCCAUGGCUUAUUCAUCAGAUACAUAUUCAGAACAUCAAAACAUGAUGGAAUUGUUAGAAUUAUCAAACAAGGCUAUGGUAUGUGUGCGUGUGCGUGUUACUGUGUGUGUGUUUAUUAUUGUAUAAAGGUACUCAUGUUAAACUAUUAAUUUUUUAUCACAAACCUGUGGUAGUUAUGAAACAAGUACUGUUUAACUUGACACGCUAUGCGUGCUAUUUAAGACGAGCAGAUAUGAAGAAAUUUUAAAAGCUGUUAUUUUGUUUUGUUGUGCUCUUUUAGUUUUCGCCUCUGCAUUGGAACCUGUUUCUGCUCUCAGCUUAGUGUCACUGUCCGUUAGGCUGUGCUCCGGUUGUAUUUUACUGUAAGAGGUUAUGCAUUGUUUAACCCCAGCAGGCUCAAAACAGGUUCUGUCUUGUAUACUGAUAUACAAGCAGUAAACCCACCUCAGAAACUCACUCUGCCAUUACAGGGACAUUCACAUUACUGAUUCUGGAACAGGGUCAAACACGGGGCACUAGUGUCUAGUGGAUAAGCUAAAACUCAGACUGUAUACUGUACGACCCGAUUCAACAUGGCACUUGACUACAUUUAACCUUCAUUCACAGGAAUAUCUUGCCUCAAGUAGCUCUUUAUUUCUGUCCAACCAAUAAGCUAGCCCACACAUCCUGCUAAGGGAUAACCCUUAUAUGGCCUGACAAUGUGCUCUAUGCGUGUCUCAGUGUAUAUGUAUGUAUGUAUAAACAUUUAUGUGUGUGUUGGUCUAUGUUCUUAUUCUGUCUCUGCUCUCCUUGUGACGGUAAAAAGACAACUGGCCCCAAUUUGGCCUCAGACGUCCCCACUGACCUAAGCUAAUAAAAAUCCACAACAUGACGCCAUGACACUAAUUGGACGUCCCCCCCCCCCCCAACUGCCAAAUGGCACAGCCCAGACCCCCAGGGGUCAGAGUGUACACUGCCAGCCCCUCUCUCCACCAGCAAUGGCCAGUUUAUAUCUGCAUGUGUGUCGAUGCAUGCGUACUUGUAACCUCCCCACCCCCACCCCGCUCAGUUCCAGACCCAGGCCCCCUUUGACACCGUCACUUACCCCACCCACACCUCAGUUUGCCUCCACUUUCACACCUGUAGCGCUUCCCAGAAGUCUUUGCGGUUUUCCUCCUUCUGUCCACCAUGUCAGCUGCUUGCAUGAAAUAGGUUGUUCUGUGUGUGUUUUUUUUCGUUUAGUUUUCUCCCAAAUGUCACAUUGGCAGUAGCGGAGAGAAUCCUAGUUGGCAACUAUUUUAUUCAUUUUUUAUGUUUUUUUUGUUUUUUUUAACGUUCAAUUGCGAUAUUUAUAUUUUUGUAAUACAAAAUUGUUUUCUUUCAUUAUUGUCAUGAUGCCAGUGGAUAACAAAUGCAGGGAUUUUUAUGUCUAUUGAAAAAAAAAACACUAUUACAGUUUAAUGUUUUUACAAUGAUGGAGUUUGAUCUGUAUAAAGUGCUUACUAAUGUUAAAUAGGAAAAAAAAGAUUAUAUAACAUUUUACACUACAGGUCUCAUCAUGGCUCUUAGAGGAUUUUAAAAGGAAAAAAAAAAAAUCAGUGGUUCUUCCAGACUGCCCUUUUUGGUCUCGGUUGGCGUGGAUGUAUGCUGUUUUCAGUUACAAAGAUAAAUGUAUGCCAUAUAAUUUAUUUAUAUGAAAAUUUAUUUUUGUAGUGUACAUAGUAGUUGUCAAGGUAUUUGACAGAAGUAUAUUUUUAAAGAGUUUAUAUGUAAUAUCAUACCAUAACAGAAAAAAAAGACCUUAAGGUGCACACUUUCACUGCUAACUGUCUUGUGAGACAACAUUGACACCUCCCCUUCAGUAUUAUGUUCCGAUCCUUGGAGAGAGACAGCUGUUUCUAUGGGUUUGUCAAAGGCUAGCCAUGAAAGUAGAAAAACUGUACUAGCUCUCUAAAUAUUAAUGUUCAAACACUGAUAGAAUUCUAACAAAUAAAAAUAUUAUAACUUAUUUGUCUCUUUGUUCAUAACUUUAAUAAAUGGAAACUUAAAA